AUGGCCGAUCGUUUACACCCCCCAUACCACAACACACCGUCGCAGAUCCGGUCGACAAGCGCCAACUUGAACGUUCUUCUGGCCUGCGCGCUGCUGCUGCUCCUCCGAGACCCACCAAACGCCUUCGGUUCUCCUUCGCAUCCUUUCGAGUUCCGCACAAUUCGAGUUCCGCACAAUUCGAGUUCGCCUCCUACGGUACCCUCGUAUCAUUUGGAAGCAACCACCUUUUGUCUGCCCUGGAAGAUCGAAGGCGCUGCAUCGAAUCAUAUUCCUGGCCCCCCUUUCGUGUCUCGGUUUCGGAAGAUCAGCCCCCCGCAGACUGGACCGCAUAUCCUUCGGUCUGUUGUCUGCACAUACAGCAUUCUGCCCGAGGCCUCAAGACCUCGUCAAGCUGGUCUCUUCAUUGCAAGCCUUUCAGCCAGUGUCUUUGCGGCAUUCCCAAAGGCGUCGUCCACCGAUCAGAACCUGUCUGGCAUCAUCCUACGCAUCUCUGAUCGACAUUGCUUCCGAGCGGACUUUGGACGGACAGCUCAUAGCAGUUCAACACCGAUCAUUUCCCUCGAUCGAGUCUGCCGCCUCAGCUCUGUCUCGACAAACAACCGCCUCUGCUUCCGUUCUCAACUGGUUCCGGCCACCUCAAAGAUCACAGCAGCCCUCGUGAUACCCUUCGAUAAAGUCGGCAUCGCGCUCGUCACAUUCCCAAUCGAGUCUACCUGCGGCUCACCUCUUCUGCAAGGGGCCAUGGAGGACGCAAGCAGCUUGUCCUCGCAGCUUCCUUAA
This is a messenger RNA of Pseudozyma hubeiensis SY62, 780 nucleotides long. RefSeq names its product RING finger membrane protein. Lineage: Eukaryota; Fungi; Basidiomycota; Ustilaginomycetes; Ustilaginales; Ustilaginaceae. The transcript has 3 exons. The coding region runs from base 1 to 780 and encodes 259 amino acids. The record is from RefSeq and is a predicted model, not a curated record.